Molecule: messenger RNA, 963 nt
Organism: Scaptodrosophila lebanonensis
Lineage: Eukaryota; Metazoa; Arthropoda; Insecta; Diptera; Drosophilidae
Gene: Rpp30
Product: ribonuclease P protein subunit p30
Exons: 6
Coding region: 61-963 (300 amino acids)
Biological process (GO): tRNA processing
Cellular component (GO): nucleolar ribonuclease P complex
Molecular function (GO): RNA binding
Source: RefSeq, a predicted model, not a curated record
UCUGUUCCAAAUUAACAUUUGUGUUCAUAUUUGAAGUUAAUAUUGAAUUAAUUGGUCAAGAUGGAGGACACGAAGCCCUUCUACGACUUUAGCAUACCCUAUAACAAGAAUGCCACGGUUAUACGGGCCAUACUGAACGAAUUGGUCGAGUUGGGCUACAAGACAAUUGCUAUUGAACAGAGCUUUGAUCAUAGCAAGAAGGACGCUGUAAAACGCGGUUCCGAAAUGUUCCCCGAGCCAUACAAUAUUGAAAAUUUGCGCAAUGAAUUCAAAGACAAACUAAAGAUUUUGCAGCGCCUGAACAUUUUGUAUGUAGACGCCAAUGUUUCGCAUGCAAUGAGUGUGUCACUUAAUCUCCGCAAAUUUAAUUUAAUUGCUGGACAACCGAAAACCGAUGCUGCAUUAACGCACUGCUGCACUACCUUUAAUGGUGAUAUUAUCACAUUUGAUCCAGUGGCUGGCUCAAAAUUGUUGGUGAAUCGUAAAUCCCUUCAAGUAGCUGUGCGCCGUGGUAUGUUCUUUGAAAUUAAAUAUGCGCCGGCCAUUGCAGACUCCAAUAAUCGUAAGGACAUGAUAAAAGUGGCGCAAAACUACUGCACCAAGGGCAAAUCGAAGAACAUUAUUUUUAGCAGUGGUGCUCUUCACGAGUUCCAGUUGCGUGGACCCUACGAUGUGGCCAAUCUUGCAUAUAUUUUUGGCCUGUCGGCGGAUCAAGGUAAAAAUGCAAUCGACCGUUUUUGCCGACAACUCUUUCUACGUGCUGAAUCUCGUCGCUUGGGGAAAACCAUAAUGUUUGUUAAAGGAAAAGGACCUAUUGUUUACUCAGAUAGUUCAGAUGAAGGCGAAGACGAUGAUGUACAAAUGGAUGAAAUUGAACCUAUUAUCACUGAACCAGCAACCGAAGAUGAACAAGAAAUCGAGAAUUACCAGCCAAAUAAAAAAAGACUGAAGGUGUUAGAGUAG